Molecule: messenger RNA, 1401 nt
Organism: Cladophialophora yegresii CBS 114405
Lineage: Eukaryota; Fungi; Ascomycota; Eurotiomycetes; Chaetothyriales; Herpotrichiellaceae
Product: 26S protease regulatory subunit 6A
Exons: 3
Coding region: 1-1401 (466 amino acids)
Biological process (GO): proteasome-mediated ubiquitin-dependent protein catabolic process
Cellular component (GO): proteasome regulatory particle, base subcomplex
Molecular function (GO): ATP hydrolysis activity; proteasome-activating activity; ATP binding
Source: RefSeq, a predicted model, not a curated record
AUGUCGACGCUCGAAGAUAUCGACGACUUGGAGCGUGAUGAGAAGGAGCAGAAGAAGGACGGCGACGACAGAGACAAAAAGCCCUCUCAGAAUGGCGACGCAAAAGACGCGGAGAUGAAAGAUGCAGGGGCUGACAAGGAGGAUGAGGAACAACAGUACAUAGACGACGAGAUCCUGCAGUCAAGUACAAGAGACAUUAUCAACCGGCGGCGAUUGCUAGAGAACGAGAUGAAGAUCCUCAAGAGUGAGUAUCAGCGGUUAAAGCACGAGGAGACUACGAUGAAGGACAAGAUCAAGGACAACUUGGACAAGAUUGAGAACAACAGACAACUACCCUACCUCGUCGGAAACGUCGUCGAACUGCUCGAUCUCGAUGUCGAAGCCGAAGCAGCAGAAGAAGGCGCCAACAUCGAUCUUGACGCCACGCGUGUAGGCAAGUCUGCGGUGAUCAAAACUAGUACCCGACAGACCAUUUUUCUGCCGUUGAUCGGCCUGGUUGACCACGACAAGUUGAAGCCGGCCGACCUGAUUGGCGUCAACAAGGACUCGUACCUCGUCCUGGACACCCUCCCUGCUGAAUACGACUCGAGAGUCAAGGCGAUGGAAGUCGACGAGAAGCCGACGGAGAAAUACACCGAUGUAGGUGGCCUGGACAAACAGAUUGAAGAGCUUGUGGAAGCAGUAGUCUGGCCCAUGAAAGAAGCCGAACGUUUCAAGAAGCUCGGCAUCAAGGCCCCGAAGGGUGCCCUGAUGUAUGGGCCUCCUGGGACGGGCAAGACACUGCUCGCUCGUGCUUGCGCGGCUCAGACAAACGCCACUUUCCUCAAACUUGCGGGUCCCCAGCUUGUGCAGAUGUUUAUCGGUGACGGAGCCAAGCUUGUGCGCGACUGCUUCGCACUGGCAAAAGAGAAGGCUCCUUCGAUCAUUUUCAUUGACGAGUUGGAUGCAGUGGGCACCAAGCGUUUCGACUCGGAGAAGAGUGGUGAUCGAGAGGUUCAGCGGACCAUGUUGGAAUUGCUCAAUCAACUCGAUGGGUUUGCUUCGGAUGAGAGAAUCAAGGUGCUGGCUGCCACGAACCGAGUCGAUGUGCUGGAUCCUGCUUUGCUCCGUUCGGGUCGGUUGGAUCGAAAGAUUGAGUUCCCUCUGCCGAAUGAAGAGUCACGCGCUCAGAUUUUGCGGAUCCAUUCCAGGAAGAUGACCAUUGACGAAGGGAACAUCAACUUCGAUGAGCUGGCGAGGUCGACGGAUGAGUUUGGCGGUGCUCAGCUCAAAGCGGUGUGUGUGGAAGCUGGCAUGAUUGCUCUUCGAAAAGGCCAGUCAAAAGUCAACCACGAAUCCUAUGUCGAGGCUAUUGCUGAAGUGCAAGCGAAGAAGAAGGACACGGUCAACUUCUACGCUUAG